This is a messenger RNA of Capronia epimyces CBS 606.96, 1599 nucleotides long. RefSeq lists its product as uncharacterized. The coding region runs from base 1 to 1599 and encodes 532 amino acids. Gene Ontology annotation, molecular function: iron ion binding; monooxygenase activity; oxidoreductase activity, acting on paired donors, with incorporation or reduction of molecular oxygen. NCBI's taxonomy places the organism in Eukaryota, Fungi, Ascomycota, Eurotiomycetes, Chaetothyriales, Herpotrichiellaceae. The record is from RefSeq and is a predicted model, not a curated record. The transcript has 7 exons.
AUGAGUCUUAACUUCAUCCCAGGCAGCCCGGUGGUGGUGGCUGCCAUUGUCAUCGCCAUCUUCUCCGGCCUUUAUCGAUUACUCCAGGUUGGGAGGCGUGAUCCGCGCAUGCCGCCUGGCCCUCCUACUCUUCCGGUCCUGGGAAAUAUCCAUCAGAUCCCACGCACAGGUUUAUUCAAGCAAUUCCGAGAGUGGGCCAAGCAAUAUGGCUCGGUGUAUUCCCUGAAGAUGGGGCCGGCCAACGUGAUUGUCCUUUGCGACCGAAGGGCGGUGCACGAUCUUUUGGACAAGAAGAGCAAGAUUUACUCGGAUCGCCCUGAGUCGUACGUCGGAGACUUGCUGAGCCAUGGCGAUCACAUUGUCGUCGCCUCUGCAACCGCUGAGUGGAGAGAGAAGCGGAAGGUGGUUGCUCACAACUUCUCUCCUAAGAUGCUCGAUGAGAAGCACUUCAAAGUGCAGGAAGCCGAAGCCACCGUCUUGAUGGAGAACUUGCUCGACGACCCGGAGGAUUUCGUCAAGCUCGUCAGAAGAUACACUGCUUCUGCUGCCAGCUGUAUUGUAUUUGGACAACGGGCGGACAAGUACGAGGACUUCUGGGGUCAUACCGUGUACGAAGUCAUGGAACACUUUUCCUCCGUCAUGGAGCCAGGUUCAAGCCCGCCGGUCGAGAUCUUCCCCGUUUUGAAAUGGAUUCCAGAAAGUAUGGCACUGUGGAAGAGACGAGCUAUGGAUGCCCGCCGAAGCAUGGAUGCUGCGUGGGGUGAGGCCAGGGCACGGGUCGAGGCCCGCCGAGCCAAAGGAAUCCAGCGAGACUGUAUCAUCGACCAUCUUUUGGACGAGUACAACGAGAAAGGCUGGCCAUUUUCGCAGCACGCUUUCAACAAUCUCAUGGGUGAGUUGGUAGAAGGCGCGGCAGACACCACGGCAUCACAGAUUUGCACUCUCAUCAUGGCUUUUGCGCUCCAUCCCGAAGUCCAGGUGAAAGCACGCAAGGAAAUCGACGCAGUCUGCGGAACCGACAGAUCCCCGCGCUGGACCGACUUUGCCGAGAUACCCUACGUGAAUGCCAUUGUCAAGGAAGGGAUGCGAUGGCGUCCUACCUCCCCGACCGCAAUUCCCCAUCUCCUGAAACAAGAUGAUUGGUAUAAUGGCAUGCUAUUUCCCAAGGGGUCGAUCAUCUACCUGGCAUCUUGGGCAAUCCAUCACGACGAGAACAUCUACAAGGGCGAAGACGACUUCAAUCCUGACCGCUAUAUUGGCUACACCCGGCUUGCCAACGACUAUGCUGGCAGCCCCGAUUGGGAACAUAGGGAUCAUUUUGGCUAUGGAGCAGGGCGGCGAAUCUGCCCCGGCAUUCAUCUCGCGGAGCGGAACAUGUGGCGGAUUGCGGCGAAAUUGCUCUGGGCUUUCGAAUUCUCUCAGGCUAUUGAUCCACAAACUCAGCAGCCCAUACCUAUCGACACUCAUGCCUACACCCCAGGGACUGCCCAAUUUCCGUUGCCGUUCCAGGUCCAGAUCAAGCCACGGAGCCAAGAACAUAUUCAGCGGAUCAUCAGCGAGAAGAACAACGCCCUCGAUUUCUUGACCCUGUAUCGCUAG